Molecule: messenger RNA, 2485 nt
Organism: Thrips palmi
Lineage: Eukaryota; Metazoa; Arthropoda; Insecta; Thysanoptera; Thripidae
Product: tubulointerstitial nephritis antigen-like
Exons: 9
Coding region: 280-1755 (491 amino acids)
Biological process (GO): proteolysis
Cellular component (GO): lysosome
Molecular function (GO): cysteine-type peptidase activity
Source: RefSeq, a predicted model, not a curated record
CGACGCCGAACCGCGACCGCCGCGACGCGCUGGACGCACCGCGACGCGGAGAGACGCGGAGAGACGCACGCGCGGAGAGACUUGCGAGUCGCGCUGACGCGUUGACGCCCCACUGGAUUGAGGGAAUUCCCUGCAGGCCGCUGACGUCGCCGCAGAAAACGACCCUCCGCCCGAGCAUGUGCCUUGGCGGCGGCGGGAAUCGAACCUCCGACUCGAUCUCCAGAAGAGCAGCUAAGCGCGGCCGGUCGUGAAAGGGAGCCGGCCGACCCACUGCGAAAGAUGCUGGAGGCGCUGGGCGUGCUGCUGGUGCUGGCGCAGGGCGGCCUGGACGGCCUGGACGCCGCCAGGGUGGGCCUGGGCGUCGCCACCGUGACCGUGGCCCCCGACCUGCAGGGCCCGUACUGCGCGCAGAUCAACAAGUGCUGCCCCGGCCGGCUCGACGAGUGCUCCGUGCCCAUCCUGGGCACGCUGUGCUACUGCGACACCUUCUGCAACCGCACCUACAACCCGGACUGCUGUCCCGACUACUUCAACCACUGCCACGGCUACAGCGGCUAUGAGCCCUUCGAGGGCGAGGAGACGUGGACCAACCGGCCGCCGCGGCCGCCGGGGUCCCUCACAGCCGGGUGCUUCUUCAACGGUCGCCACUACCCGCUCGCGGAGACGAUCAAGUUCAACUGCAAAGACUGCAAGUGCGUGCAGAUGGCGGACAAGGCGGAGAUGCUGUGCUCCGAAGAGACGUGCCUGAUCGACACCAAGGUCCUCGAGUGGGUGAACCGCGACCAGGGCCGCGACGCGGACGGAGGGAAAGGCGCCGGCCGCGGCGGAGGUGGCGGGUUCGGGGGGUCCGAAGGGUGGCCGACGAAGGGGCCGCCGCGGUCCCGGUGGACGGCCUACAACUACACGCAGUUCUGGGGCAGAACCCUCAAGGACGGCAUCAGUCUGCGCCUGGGAACGCUGCAGCCCUCCGAAGCGGUGCUCAGCAUGACCCCGCUGCGACACCCGCCGGAGCCCCCCAGCUUGCCGGCCUCCUUCGACGCGCGCAGCACCUGGCCCGGGCAGCUGUCCGCCGUCCAGGACCAGGGCUGGUGCGGCGCGUCCUGGGCGCUGUCCACCGCCGCCGUGGCCUCGGACCGCUACGCCAUCAUGUCCCUGGGCAGGGAGGCUCCCCGCCUGGCCGCGCAGCACCUGCUGGACUGCAACAACCGCAAGCAGCACGGCUGCAACGGCGGCCACCUCGACCGCGCCUGGUACUUCACGCGCAAGUUCGGGCUGGUCCCCGACGCGUGCUACCCCUGGACCGGGCGCAACGACACCUGCCACGUGCCCAAGAAGGCCACGCUGCAGACGGCGCGCUGCCCCCUGCGGGCCGUCACCUCGCGCAAGGCCAAGACGGAGCUGUACAGGAUGGGGCCCGCCUACCGCCUCGACUCCGAGCAGGACAUCAUGAGGGAGAUCAUCAAGUCGGGGCCCGUGCAAGCAACAAUGCAGGUCUUCCACGAUCUGUUCACCUACCGGUCCGGAAUCUAUGAGCAUGUGCCAAUUGAAGAGAUGGAACGCUCAGGUUUUCAUUCAGUGAGAAUCAUUGGCUGGGGUGAGGAGGAAGGAGUCAAGUACUGGCUCGUUGCUAAUUCGUGGGGUGAAUGGUGGGGAGAGGGUGGCUUUUUCCGAAUCCGGCGAGGAGUCAACGAAUGCCAAAUUGAACACUUGGUGCUAGCUGCUUGGGCACACACCCACAAUGCCAUUACAGUGUGAACCUUUAAGACAGAUCCGCAAGGCACAUGAAAAGCCCCUGGGGCCAAGGAUUGACAUUGCUACUUAAGUGACCCAACAAUGUUCAGCAAAGAAAGCAGUUGUCUGCAGAUACAAACCCCAGUGCAUUUUCCUAUGGAUGAUUUAAUUCAACAGGGGCCUUAUACUGGGUCAAUGCACUAUGGAAGUUUGCCUCAAAGACGGAAUAAAAAGAGGCUAAAUUAUUGAAUAAGUAGCACACAUGGUAUCAGCCAUUUUAUACGGCUGUUUCUGGCUUCCAUUUUUAAAAAGUGACUAUGACAUUAAUGUUGUGGAGAUUAUAAUUCUGUCCAAUGAAUUCUUCUCAGUUUACAGUAUGCUUCCAUGCUGAACUAACAUGCUCAUUAAGUGUGGCCAGGCAUUCUGCUUAAUAUCCUGUAACCACUGCCAGAGCAAGAGCUUCUGUAGACCUGUGUUCUCACCUUUGUAUUAUUAAGAGUGUUACCUUACUGUUAAUGUGAUGCUAGCUUUAAGUGUCUUCUGUGAUCUGUUACAUUUUGAAUACAUAGAUUAAGAUUCCUAAAUUUAGGUAUUAGCUUGGAACUAGAUAAAGUAAAGAAAAAAAGAGGCUUGCUAAAUUUUCCUUGUUCUGCUAUUCAAAACCCAAGGCUGAGACAUUUACUAUGUUGUGCUGAUGCCAUUGUUUUUAUUUUUUACUGUGUAAGACAGAUGGAAAUAAGAAAAUUUAACUGUG